Molecule: messenger RNA, 641 nt
Organism: Glycine soja
Lineage: Eukaryota; Viridiplantae; Streptophyta; Magnoliopsida; Fabales; Fabaceae
Product: heavy metal-associated isoprenylated plant protein 26-like
Exons: 2
Coding region: 74-538 (154 amino acids)
Molecular function (GO): metal ion binding
Source: RefSeq, a predicted model, not a curated record
AAUAGUAAAACUUGCUUAUAAAGUGGGUUUUCACUUGUCUUAGUUAGUGAUACGAUUCCUUUGGUUUGCAGUAAUGGGUGCUCUGGAUCACAUAUCGGAACUCUUUGACUGCUCCAGUGGCAGUUCCAAGCACAAGAAGCGCAAGCAAUUGCAGACGGUGGAGGUGAAAGUGAAGAUGGACUGCGAAGGAUGCGAGAGGAAAGUGAGGAAGGCGGUGGAGGGGAUGAAAGGCGUGAACCAGGUGGAUGUGGAGCGUAAGGCCAACAAAGUCACUGUGGUCGGCUACGUCGAGGCCUCUAAGGUGGUCGCCCGCAUCGCUCACCGCACCGGCAAGAAAGCAGAGCUCUGGCCCUACGUCCCCUACGACGUCGUUGCUCACCCCUACGCACCCGGAGUCUACGACAAGAAAGCCCCCUCCGGUUAUGUCCGCAACACCGAUGAUCCUCACUAUUCCCAUCUCGCACGUGCCAGCUCCACUGAGGUCCGCUACACCACUGCUUUCAGCGACGAAAACCCCUCCGCCUGUGUCGUUAUGUGAAACUAUUCUCUUUAUUUGUUAUCUUCGCUUUCAUUCUAUCUUGUUUUUCAGAUCAUGUUGUAUUUUUUCUCUGUUGAAUGAUACUCCUUCGCCUUUACCUACA